AUGGCAGUGGCAUUUGGCAGGGCACCCUGUUCUUGUGCAACUUCUAUUGUUGUAGUUGAGGCCGGGCAGAGUUACUGAGGACAGCAGCUUUGUCACUGAGGCUGCACACACCCGCCUGUCACAUAGUCCUGUGAAAGAAAGAAACGAUCCCAGUUCCCAUUUAAUCGUUGGAGCCUUGUAGACUUGUAGCUGCAUUUUCCCCCGGAAGCGCUAAACUCGUUUAUGUGUCAUCUCUCAGCAAUGGGGCGCAGAAGAGGCGCUUGAGUAAUGUGGCCACUAGAGGGCGCUAAAGCCGUUCAUGAAAUUUGGUGACGGGGUGGAAAUAUUUUUUCCUUAAAAAAAAGUGCGAAAAAAAGUAAACAGCGCAUGGGGCAAUGGGCGUAUAUGAGCAGCCCCGAGGGACUGGUAUGCCUGUGGGUAGCGAGCUGCAUUUGUAAGGGGCAGCGCAUGGGACUGGGGACAUAUUCAACUGUGAUAGAAUAAGGGCAGAACACAUUAAAGUCAGAGCAGCCUCGGGGAGCACAAGUGUAUCGGGGAGCAGGGAAGUGAAAGUCCCGUCAUCCUCUGCGCGCCGAAGUUUGUGCCAGUGUUGGAGGGGCAGCUGAAUGCGCUGAGCCGGACUUUCUGCUCAUCAAUGGGAGCCGCGCUCCUCAGGCCCCGAGGGUUAUGCGUGCAACACGUGACUGUGAAGCGCUCCAACAUGCCGGGAUGUCACUAACUGUGCAGCUCUGAGCACCGGCCGGACUUGAGCGAGAUGGAACUGCAAGUCUUGUGCGGGCUCCUGUUUUGGCUCCUUCUGCCUGGCUCCCUCCUGGCAGCCUGUCUAUUCCGCUACAACUUCUUGUCACUGGUGUACCUGUUUUUUCUGCUGCUUCUGCCAUGGUUUGCUGGACCAAAUGCCUGCAGCAUGAGAGGUCACACAGGACGGCUGAUGAAGGCUUUACUUGCUACCAGCAUCCUCUUCCUCUGCACUCAUCUCGCCUUCCAGGUCUGCCUAUACACGAUACCUGAAUUGGAUGACCUGCUAGGACACAACUGCAGCAGCUGGGAUUUGUUGGCUCGUCAUGUAGGUAUAACCAGGUUGGAUCUUUCUGAUAUCCCCAAAACAGUGCGUUUGGUGUCGCCAGAUUUUGGCAUGCUUGUUGUGUCGGCAGUGUGUCUGGGCUUGUGUAAUCGCCUGGUGGCGAAGAAGAGACGGCAGAGGUCUGCAGCCCAUUUUGAGCAGGAAGAAGAAGAAAGGACUGAGCUUAAACUGACAGAUGGACGUGGAGAAUGUGAUACAGAGUUUGAGGUUAGGGGCAACAUACAGUCUGAUCCACAAGAUAACCUACUUGGGCCCUGGGUUAGGAAGGCAGCAUACAGGCUUCUGGAGGCGGUGGGGAAAUCGCUUGCCAUCUUGCUCUUGGCUCUUGCAGGCAUCACUGUUCCCUCUGCCUUCUCAGCCCCAUAUUAUGUGAUUUUCAUUGGUCUCUGCACAUGGUGGGCCUGCCAUUUUCCGAUUAGCCACCUAGGAUUUAAUACCAUCUGUGUCAUUAUUGGAUUCUUCACUGGAGGUCACAUGAUCUGCCUUUAUAUCUACCAGACACCUUUCAGCCAACAAAUGUUUCAUCCUGACCAGUUAUGGGCAAGGUUGUUUGGGUUGCAUGACAUCAUCAGUCACUCCAAUGUUACAGACUGUACCCAUGACCCUCUGAAUCAAAACCUUGACUGGCCAUUGUAUGUCCAUCCUGGAAUUUUAUUACUACUUUACUACUCCGUAAUAUCUAUACUGAAACUGAAGAGCUCUGACAAAAAAAAGAUUUCAGGGUGUGACCUCCAGAAACCUCAGCAGGAGGAUUUGGAGUUGACUGAUAUUGAGCCACAUAAUACAGGAGAAGAGAUAAGACCAAUGCUUGAGAUGAUGAACACUGAAGAGGAGGCUAAACCCCAAGACUGCACUGUUCACGUGAUCCAAAGAAAUUCUGAUCAACUACCAGGUACAGAAUCUUACCCAGAAGCCCAGUGUUGUGUUGUGGCAACCUUUCAAGAGCUUGAAACCAAGGAACAGUCACCAUUUCACCUGCUGAUUCAUUUAAUAUUGAGACAAAGCUAUAUCUGUGCACUUAUUGCUAUGAUGGUGUGGAGCAUUACGUAUCACAGCUGGCUCACCUUUGUUCUGCUGCUUUGGGCAUGUGUAAUCUGGAUGGUGAGGAACAGGUGUCAGUUUGCAAUGCUGUGUUCUCCCUUUAUUCUGCUGUAUGGAGUGACUCUCUGCAGCCUGCAGUAUGUCUGGAGCAUGGAUUUGAAGGAAGAGCUCCCCACACAGCUUGGCUUUAUGAAGCUGUCACAGCUGGGACUGGUUCGUGCACCAUACCCCUGCCUGAACAUGGGAGCACUGCUUCUCUACACACUGACAUUCUGGCUGCUGCUGCACCAAUUUGUAACAGAAAAACUUCUAAAACGUAAGAAGUGUAUGUCCCCGCUACUGGAAGUGACUGUGCCAGUGACUGAUGCUGGCAAAGAAAAGAACCUGCUAAAAAGUUUCGGGGAGCAAGUGAAGAGCUUCUAUUCCAAAUACUGGAUCUAUGUGUGUGGAGGCAUGUUUAUUGUGGUCAGCUUUGCUGGCAGACUGGUAGUAUAUAAAAUAGUCUACAUGCUUCUGUUCCUACUCUGCUUAGUGUUUUUUCAGGUUUAUUACUCCUUGUGGAGGAAGCUGCUGACUUUUUUCUGGGGGCUAGUUGUAGCUUACACAAUGUUGGUUCUUAUCGCCAUCUACACCUUUCAAUUCGAAGAGUUCCCUGCGUACUGGAAAAACUUGACCAACCUUACAGAUGAGCAGUUGGGUGAUAUUGGGCUUGAGAGGUUUAGUGUGUCGGAACUUUUUACCAGCAUCCUUAUCCCAGGCUUCUUCCUCCUUGCCUGCAUUCUCCAGCUGCACUACUUUCACCGCCCUUUUAUGCACAUGACAGACUUGGCGCAUGCCUCAUCCCGAGGAAGUUUCCAAAGCCAGGAGAGUGGGCAGCCAAAAGCAGAAGAAGAAGAAGAAGAAGAGGAGAAAGCUGGUGCUUGUAGUGUUGCUGAUGAUGGGGAAGAGGAGGAGGAAGAAUCUGCACAUGAAGCUAAUCUAAGUAAAUGGGACCUGGUGACUCAGCGCCUCUCUGUCCUGUUCUUCAAGUUCUCAGAACUGCUGCACCAACUACAGGUUUUCCUUUGGAGACUUUUGGAGCUUCAUGUGUUGAAACUGGUGGCUUUGUAUUGUGUGUGGGUGGCCCUGCAAGAGGUAUCUGUGAUGAAUUUCAUUUUUGUGGUCCUGUGGGCAUUUGCUAUGCCUUUCUCCCGAUUCCAGCACAUGGCUUCCUGUCUUUGCACCAUCUGGACUUCUAUUAUCAUUGUUUGCAAAAUGCUUUACCAGCUUACUGUUGUCAAUCCCUUGGAGUACUCUAGCAACUGCACUCAGCCUCUUCUUAAUAGCACCAGUCUGCUAGAGGAGGAGAUUCUGAACUCCACCCUUUACAGAACGCCUAUAGAUCCAGCAAACUGGUUUGGUAUCCGGAAAGGUUAUCCAAACCUAGGUUACAUUCAGAAUCAUCUGCAGAUCCUCCUACUUUUGGUAUUUGAAGCAAUUGUUUAUCGGCAUCAGGAGUUUUACCGUAAACGAUACCAGCUUGAGAAGCCACACAUUCAGGCUGUAUUCCCAGAUGUGUACAGAGAGCACUUGGACCAAGGCUUAUUCAGCUGUAUCAAAUAUUUUAUCAACUAUUCCUUUUAUAAGUUUGGUCUUGAGAUCUGCUUCCUUCUGACGGUGAAUGUGAUUGGUCAGAGGAUGAACUUUAUGGUAAUCUUUCAUGGCUGCUGGCUGAUUGUGAUUCUUACUCGACGGCAGAGAGUCAGCAUUGCAAAAUUAUGGCCUAAAUACUGUGUGUUCCUGAUCUUUUUCCUGCUGUGGCAGUACGUGAUCUGCCUGGGCAUUCCUCCAGUACUCUGUAUAGAUUAUCCCUGGAGGUGGGACACAUUUGUUCCUGUCAACUCUGCACUGAUAAAAUGGUUAUAUCUUCCAGACUUCUAUACUACACCCAAAUCUGUCAACCUUAUCAGUGAUUUUGUUCUGCUGAUUGGGGUGGCCCAGCAGUGGAAGGUGUUUAUCAAUGAGAAAAAGGAAGAAUGGUACACUAUGGCAGGGGAGAAUGUGGAAGAGAUUGAAGCUCCAAAAGAUAGACCCAACCCAGUACCUAAUUUCAUCAAUUGUCAGUCUUAUCUGGAUAUGGUAAAAGUAGCAGUUUUUCGGUACCUCUUCUGGUUUGUCUUGGCUGUGGUCUUUAUAACAGGAGCCACUCGCAUCAGUGUUUUUGGCCUUGGAUAUUUGAUGUCUUGUUUCUACUUUCUCCUGUCUGGUACAACCCUUCUGCAAAAGCCAAUGAAAGCUAAGCUGGUGCUUUGGGACUGUCUGGUCCUCUACAACAUCACUGUUAUACUGUCCAAGAACAUGCUGUCGCUCCUGUCUUGUGUAUUUGUCCAACAAAUGCAAACCAACUUUUGCUGGGUGAUCCAACUCUUCAGCCUAGUUUGCACAGUUAAGGGUUACUACAACCCCCAAGAUAUGAAUAAAGACCGGGAUUGCUCCUUGCCAGUAGAAGAGGCUGGAAUCAUUUGGGAUAGCAUCUGCUUCUUAUUUCUCCUUCUACAGCGAAGAGUUUUUCUGAGUUGCUACUUUCGGCAUGUUGUUCUAGACCUUCGUGCAUCCUCCCUUCAAACUUCAAGAGGUUUUGAACUCUUCAUGGCCAGCAUCAGGAAGAAUGUGUGCUUCCACCAAGAAUCUGAGCGACGAUCUCUCAGCCAGCUCAAGAAACAAAUGGAGAGGAUUCGAGCAAAGCAACAACGUUAUCAUGAAGGCAGAAGACAAAAUGAAAGCAAAAAAGAAAAGGAAGGUGGCAGCAAUAAAGGGUCCUGUAAGCAAAAGAUCCAUUGGAGCCGUCCAUGGUUAGACCACGCCUCAGUGCUGCAUUCAGGAGAUUAUUUUCUGUUCGAAUCUGACAGUGAAGAGGAUGAAGAGUCUUUACUGGAGCAGAAUCAGAGGUCACCCAAGCAGAGUGCUUUUCAGCUUGCAUACCAGGCAUGGGUUACAAGUGCUAAAUCUGCGCUGAAGGAAAGAAAGAGUCAACAGAAACAGAGAUCUGAAAUGGUGGAAAUGAUCGUGGUAGAGAAUAGUGAAGCAGGUGAGGAAACUGAGUCUCCAACUCAGGAAACAAAAGAGAGAGUUGAGGAUGAAGAUCCGAAUGAAGAGAGAGCAGGAGGAAGUAAUGUGGUACAGCGUAUCCUUGAUGUGUUAAAGUUUCUUUGGGUUCUUCUGCUUGCCAUGGUGGAUGGACUGAUCAAUUGGCUAGGAACCCUUACAAAGCAGCAUGUUGAUAUGUCCACAGUACUGUGGGUGGAGAGAUACAUCAUAACUCAAAAACUGUCUAAAGGGGGAGAUAUCAACCGCAAGGAUUUGGAAAAUAUAUAUGGGACAGUUCAGGAUCUUAGGGGGCCCAAGGUAUCAUCUCCCCAAACUGAUUUUCAAACAAGCAUUGCUUCAAGUGGCUGUGAAGAAGAGGAGGUUAUCAGCAGCACAGCAGAUUGUACAGAAAAUACUACACAACUCAGCACUGGGUACAACACACUAAGUAACAGCUUGGACUCUAUUAGGGGGUCUCAGGAAAUCAAGCCAACUCAUCGUUCUCGUACUGCUAGUGAAUUGCUGCUUUCCAGGCCACUUGAUUAUCCAGAGCUGCUAGAGUCUCAGCACUUCUUCCAGUCUCAGAGUCGUAUUUUGAGGCUACUAUUAGCCCUCUAUAACUUUGUGGCCUGUCACUCUGAGCUGCUUUGUUACUUUAUCAUCAUUCUCAACAACAUGGUGAGCGCUUCGCUGAUAUCACUGGUCCUCCCAGUUCUUGUCUUCCUGUGGGCUAUGCUGUCCAUCCACAAACCCAGCAAGCGCUUCUGGAUGACUGCCAUCAUUUUUACCAUGGUUAUGGUGGUAAUAAAAUACCUCUUCCAGUUCGGAUUCUUCCCGUGGAACAAUUAUACCAUUCUGGUACGCAAUGAAGGAAAGCCGUAUUUUCCUCCGCGUGUCCUGGGCCUUGAGAAGAGUGACUCGUACAUCAAAUAUGAUCUGAUCCAGCUCUUGAUGCUCUUUUUUCAACGCUCGCUGCUCAUGAGUUAUGGUCUCUGGGACCGUAAAGACUUAGACCUUGAAGAGAGAACACAAGGGAAGGAUAAAGAGAGCAAAACAGACAUACACACAUCCCAGGAUUUGGAGCCAGCAGGAAGCAGCAGCUCCUCCCUGCGUCAGCGCAAAAGAAAAGAGUCCCAGGGUAGUGUGCAAGAUAGAGACUCUUUAAACGAGAAAUCAACAGAUGUGCAGAAGAAAAGAAAAGAAAGAGCAGCUCUUAGAGUGAAGACGAUGGGGAUGAAAAUACAGCAGUUCUUUACCUACAUGGUGCAGAAUGUAUAUCAGCCAGUGAAAGCUUUCUUCCAUGAUAUUCUACAUACUAAGUACCGUGCUACAACAGAUAUGUAUGCCUUUAUGUUCCUCGCAGAUGUGGUUGACUUUGUGAUCAUCGUAUUUGGGUUUUGGGCUUUUGGAAAAUACUCUGCUGCUGCUGACAUUGCAUCAUCUCUGUCUGAUGACCAAGUACCAGAAGCUUUCUUAGUCAUGGUCCUCAUUCAGUUUUCCACCAUGGUGAUAGAUCGUGCUCUGUACCUGCGAAAGACUGUGCUUGGAAAGCUGAUCUUUCAGGUUAUUCUGGUGAUUGGGAUACAUGCCUGGAUGUUCUUUAUCUUGCCUGCAGUCACAGAAAGGAUGUUCAAUCAGAAUACUGUGGCUCAGCUCUGGUAUUUUGUUAAGUGCAUUUACUUUGCCCUGUCUGCCUACCAGAUCCGCUGUGGGUAUCCUACCCGCAUACUGGGCAACUUCCUUACCAAGAAGUACAACCAUUUCAACCUAUUCCUAUUUCAGGGGUUUCGCUUGGUUCCUUUUCUAGUAGAGCUCAGGGCUGUUAUGGACUGGGUUUGGACUGAUACCACCUUGUCCUUGUCCAACUGGAUGUGCGUGGAAGACAUUUAUGCUAAUAUCUUCAUUAUCAAAUGCAGCCGUGAGACUGAAAAGAAAUACCCCCAACCCAAGGGGCAGAAGAAAAAGAAGAUUGUGAAAUAUGGAAUGGGAGGUUUGAUCAUAGUCUUUCUCAUCUGUAUAAUUUGGUUUCCCCUGCUCUUCAUGUCAUUGGUGCGCUCAGUGGUGGGAGUCGUCAACCACCCUAUAGAUGUCACCGUUACUUUUAAACUCGGGGGUUAUGAGCCCUUAUUCACAAUGAGUGCACAACAACAGUCUAUCCAGCCAUUUACCCCACAGCAAUAUGAAGAUCUCACCUAUCGAUUUGAGAGACAGCCGACUGCCAUGCAGUUUAUUACUUUGUAUAGCUAUGAGGACCUAGUGACUGCGAGAAUUGAGGGAAGUUCAGGAUCUGUAUGGGGAAUCAGUCCUCCAAGCCGUGAGCAAAUGAGAAAGGAGCUGCAAAAUGGAUCAUCCGACAUCACACUCCGCUUUACCUGGGAUUUUCAAAGGGACUUGGCAAAAGGUGGCACUGUUGAGCACACGUCUGAGAAACACACUAAAGACUUGGAGUGUGGGGGCCAGGAGAGGAUGGAGCUAGCAGAUCUUCUUCAAGGAGUACGAGAUACCCCUGUUGUUAUUCAGCACUUGUUUCCAAAGUACAUUCGUGCUCCUAAUGGCCCAGAAGCCAAUCCAGUGAAACCGCUCCAGCUAGAUGAGAAAGAAAGUUACCUGGAUGUGGAGGUGCAGCUGAAUCGGAUGCGUGUUGCAGAGGGAAAUGGCACCAACAGUUUUGUGGAGUGGUGGGUCAUUACAUUGAAAGACUGCGAGGACGACUGCAACAUACUACCGAUGGUGAUUUUUAAUGAUAAAGUCAGCCCCCCUAGUUUAGGAUUCCUGGCUGGAUAUGGGAUCAUGGGUCUGUAUGUGUCUAUUGUGCUGGUCAUUGGGAAAUUUGUGCGUGGGUUCUUCAGUGAAAUCUCUCACUCCAUCAUGUUUGAGGAGCUGCCCUGUGUGGAUCAGAUUCUCAAGCUGUGCCAGGAUAUCUAUGUGGUGCGAGAGCGUGGGGAAUUAGAACUGGAAGAGGAACUGUAUGCAAAACUCAUCUUCCUAUAUCGCUCACCAGAAACCAUGAUCAAAUGGACUAUAGAGAAGGAUUAAGACUUUCUUUAUUGGUGCGGAGGGAGCAUUUACCUACUACAGAAUAAAACACUGAGCUGUAUGAAUCUUACAGGAAAGCAGAGAAAUAACUGGCGUGAUUAAGCACGAAUAUGCACAGAAAGACACUACAGGUUGGUGCUAAUGAAAGAUAUGACUUGUAAAACAUCUAAUCAACACUUAAUGUCCAGGUGUAACUGCUCACAUGUCCACUUUGUAUUGGCCUAUAUAAAAGGAGAGCAGUAACUGUUGUCUCAAGGUGGGUUGUGAUUCUCAGCAAGCCUGGAGGAUUCUCACUUAAUAUAUAUAUAUAAAUAUAUAUAUAUAUAUAUAUAUUUUUUAUAUAUGCUGCUCGAUAUUGGAGGACUUCACUCAAGCAAAAAUGUAAGUCUCAAACUGACCUGGACGGUUUUCUUGGAUAUGAACUGAGCCUGACUUCAUGAAUUCUACAUGUGAUUGUUCCAAGCACCUUGUAGAGAAAGGAGUCUUUACAGCGACUGUUACAGCAGAAACUGUAUGCACUGUUCCAGAUCCAUCCUUGCGCUUGUUUUCCAGAGAUGGUGGGUCAAAUGGUGAUCAUUGAAAUGGCUGGUAUCUAUGCCUCUUCCCACUUACUGUGCCAAAGACUAUACUCGAAUGUGCAAUAAUACUGCAGGAUAGGAAGCACUUGAAAAGACGAAGGAAACCCAAAUCAGGGGCACCUCCUUGUGACUAAAAUAGGAUACUUUCUACUCUGCACCAAUGCCCCUCUUAAACACACCAGCUUGGAGUCAAUUUCAGAUGUGCAUGGUGCCACCAUCUUUAUUCCAUUUCCCAUGAAUUCCUUGAUGGGCACAUAUGGUGUACACUAAAGUCUGGAAAAUAAUUAUGGUGGAUACCAGCCCCAGGUAGAAUGUAAGCAAUUGUAAUCACUGUAGGAUGCCUGACAAACUGGGUUUCCUUCUCCUGCCUUUUUAAACCAAACCAAAAUCAAUGAGAUUGAAAUUUAAUAUUAAAAAAUAAAAAAGCUUAUUUGAAGUAA
Xenopus laevis (African clawed frog) is the source of this 9245-nucleotide messenger RNA. RefSeq names its product piezo-type mechanosensitive ion channel component 1 S homeolog (gene piezo1.S). Bases 755 to 8227 code for a protein of 2490 amino acids. Gene Ontology annotation, molecular function: mechanosensitive monoatomic ion channel activity. Lineage: Eukaryota; Metazoa; Chordata; Amphibia; Anura; Pipidae. The transcript has 51 exons. The record is from RefSeq and is a predicted model, not a curated record. Gene Ontology annotation, cellular component: plasma membrane; membrane. Gene Ontology annotation, biological process: monoatomic ion transmembrane transport.